Equus quagga is the source of this 1818-nucleotide messenger RNA. RefSeq names its product beta-1,3-glucuronyltransferase 1 (gene B3GAT1). Gene Ontology annotation, molecular function: galactosylgalactosylxylosylprotein 3-beta-glucuronosyltransferase activity. The record is from RefSeq and is a predicted model, not a curated record. Bases 172 to 1215 code for a protein of 347 amino acids. Gene Ontology annotation, biological process: carbohydrate metabolic process; chondroitin sulfate proteoglycan biosynthetic process. The transcript has 7 exons. NCBI's taxonomy places the organism in Eukaryota, Metazoa, Chordata, Mammalia, Perissodactyla, Equidae. Gene Ontology annotation, cellular component: Golgi membrane.
CCGGGGGACGCCGGGGUCGGGGCGUAGCGGCCGCCGCCCGCGAUGGACCGCGCCGGGAACGAUCUGGACUCGCCGCCGCAGGUGUCCACCUCGCAGGGCUCCUGACCGUGCCCCGGACAGCCACCCCUCUCAGACUCUGGUUGAGCUGGACUCCGCAAACCUGCUUCCGCAAUGGGUAACGAGGAGCUGUGGGUCCAGCCAGCCUUGGAGAUGCCGAAAAGACGGGACAUCCUUGCGAUCGUUCUCAUCGUACUGCCCUGGACGCUGCUCGUCACAGUGUGGCACCAGAGCACCAUCGCACCUCUGCUGGCCACGCAUAAGGAUGACGGCAGUGACCCCCGGCGCGAUGCACCGCCAGGCACCGACCCCAGGGAGUACUGCAUGUCUGACCGCGACAUCGUGGAGGUGGUGCGCACUGAGUACGUGUACACGCGGCCCCCGCCGUGGUCGGACACGCUGCCCACCAUCCACGUGGUGACGCCCACCUACAGCCGCCCAGUGCAGAAGGCUGAGCUGACGCGCAUGGCCAACACUCUGCUGCACGUGCCCAACCUGCACUGGUUGGUGGUGGAGGACGCUCCGCGCCGCACGCCGCUGACCGCGCGCCUCCUGCGCGACACCGGCCUCAACUACACACACCUGCACGUGGAGACGCCCCGCAACUACAAGCUGCGCGGCGACGCCCGGGACCCUCGCAUCCCGCGCGGCACCAUGCAGCGUAACCUGGCCCUGCGCUGGCUGCGCGAAACCUUCCCCCGCAACUCCAGCCAGCCCGGCGUGGUGUACUUCGCGGACGACGACAACACCUACAGUCUGGAGCUCUUCGAGGAGAUGCGCAGCACCAGGAGGGUAUCCGUGUGGCCCGUUGCCUUCGUCGGCGGCCUGCGGUACGAGGCCCCACGGGUCAAUGGGGCAGGGAAGGUGGUUGGCUGGAAGACAGUGUUCGACCCACACCGACCGUUUGCAAUAGACAUGGCUGGGUUUGCAGUCAACCUGCGGCUCAUUCUGCAGCGAAGCCAGGCCUACUUCAAGCUGCGUGGCGUGAAGGGGGGCUACCAGGAAAGCAGUCUCCUCCGAGAGCUCGUCUCCCUCAGCGACCUGGAGCCCAAGGCAGCCAACUGCACCAAGAUCCUGGUCUGGCACACACGGACAGAGAAGCCGGUGCUGGUGAAUGAGGGGAAAAAAGGCUUCACGGACCCCACUGUGGAGAUCUGAGCCCUGAUACAGGAGCCUCCUUCCCAGACCCUGUUCUUGGCCUUCCAUCCUCUCCCGACAGCUGAUGGUCCCUCCAAGGCAAACUCCUAAGGAAUCACCAUCACCCUCCUUUCUAUUCUGGGGGCUUCAGAGAGAGCCCAGCCUGAUGCCAGGACAAAGGACAGAGAACUUCAAGCACAGGAAUCCCAGACCUGCUGUUCUCUUCCAUGCAGCAUGACCAGGGGCACAGCUGCUAGCCAAGCCACACCAGCCAGUGAGCCGGUGCCCCAGUACGCCUCCCCAGAGCCUUCUGCACUGGCAGGGUCGUGGGAGCAGACACUGAGGGCACCCAAGCCCUGGAGUGACUCCAGGCUGGGAGGCAGGUGAAAGGACCCUGGUAGUGGAGUGUGGCCUCCUGAGCUUCCUGGUCCUGCGGCCCAGCACGACUACAUGGGACACCUGGCCAGGGAAUUCUGAAAGCCAGAGAGCAGCCCCCACCAGGCAUCGGGAACGCCCCCGUCCCCUCCCUCCCAAGUAGACAUACCUUUCCAGCUUUCCUCUGGCUCCUGUUUCCAGAGCAUAAGGCUGUCUUUGAUCCUAAGAGGCAACCAACCCUGCAUGAAG